AUGGUUCAUCAAACACGUACACCCAGCAAGGCCAUCCCAGCCAAACACUUGAGUCCCAUGCGUAGCAUGGAUUCACCCAUGGGCAAAUAUGCUGUUUCCAGUAGUCCGGCGGAUAGUUUCCUGCGGAACACACGACUCACUGUGAGUGCCGCAGGAUCGGGAGGAUCUAAUGCUUCGCUGUAUAAAUACAACAACAUGGUUAGCAAUAAUCGGGAGCAGUUCAAUGCCCUCCAUUUCUGCUAAGACCGAGAUAGAUGCUAAACAGAGACGAAUGAAAUGAAAUAAAGUAAAAUUGUUUCAAAUCAA
Molecule: messenger RNA, 306 nt
Organism: Drosophila willistoni
Lineage: Eukaryota; Metazoa; Arthropoda; Insecta; Diptera; Drosophilidae
Exons: 1
Coding region: 1-243 (80 amino acids)
Source: RefSeq, a predicted model, not a curated record